GCAGCAGCAAGCCAAUAGGAUGAAUCUGACGUGUUUGUCAUGAGAUAGUGACUCAUGUAGUAGAUCUUCAAUUCCGCCUUUGUACCAGUUUUACUUUCAUACAUAACUCGCGACUAGACAGAACUUCAUCGGAAUCCUUCUAACUUGUUGAAACUCGCGGAACAAUGACUACCACCAAGACAAGCCAGGAUGGCUCUCACCCUGACAGCUCAGUGGUUGCUUCUGCCUCAAAGAGCCCCCCAACACAGAUGCAUAUCAACAAAGGUUCCACCCUAACCCCCUCUGAUGGCUCAGGGGACUCAGCAGGGUGGUCAGCCACUGUGAAGACCCCAGGCUCAGGGACCACCAGAGCCACAGCCAGUCAGACCAGGGGAGCAGGAGCAAAGACCACAGAUACACGUUACGCCAAAAAGAACAUCCCUACUGUCAGAUAUCAUCCUGACAUUUCAGAGAAGAAACCUGAGGCCCAUCAGCAUAGUCAUAGCCCUGUCAAGUGCAGCCAGGUCAGGGGUAAGCCUGUGGUCUCUCCCCCCAGGACCAACCAGGUUGGGGGGAGCUCCAUGGUCUCUCCCCCCAGGCCCGAAGCCCUGCCCCUGGGGUUAGGGCAGAAGAUGGAGGGUGGUGUUGUGGAGGCGGUGGAGCUCCAGACCCGGGGCCAGAGAGAGAACCCCAGCUGGUUCUCCUGGCGUAAAAACCGCAUCACAGCGUCCGUGGCUCACCGCCUCGCCCACAGCCGCUUCGUCACCGGCCAGAGCCAGACCCCACCCGCUUCCUAUCUGGCCGCCAUCACCGGCUGCGGCCCCAACAUCAAAACCCGCGCCAUGACCUGGGGCAUCGAGCAGGAGGCCGAGGCCGUGCGGAGAUAUCAGAGCCUCAAGAGCAAGGCCCUGGGCCGGGUGGUGAGGGUGCAGGAGUGUGGCCUGUUCAUCGACCCCCAGCACCCCUGGCUAGCAGGCAGCCCUGACGGCAUCGUAGAGGACAAGAGGACCGGCCAACGGCUGCUCUGCCUGGAGGUCAAGUGUCCCUACAAGCACCGUCAGAACACUGUAGCCCAGGCCUGUAGAGAGGACCCAGCCUUCUGCCUGACGAUACAGGACCAGGGGGAGGAGGUGGGACAGGUGAGGUACCAUCUGAAACCGAAACACAGCUACUACACCCAGAUCCAGUGCCAGCUGGCGGUGACGGGGUUAACCCAGGCUGACCUAGUGGUGUUCACCCUGAAGGAAACAGCCAUCAUCCCUGUGACCUUUGACCCUGCGUUCUGGGACGACACCCUGGCCAAGCUGGAGAUGUUCUACACCGACGCUGUCCUGCCCUACGUCAGAGACAACAGACUGGACAUACCAGCCAUGAGGCCGGAGAAGUAGCUAGCAUGCCUGGACACUGUUAACAAACAGGGGAGUGGCUAGCUGGUUCAGGAUGUCAGAUAUAGAAGUCCCGAGACAAACUGUGGUUGUGUCUGUGGUGAAGGUCUGGGUAGGGUAGGGUAAGUGGUAAAGGGCUAUGGCGACUGCAUAGAUAAGUGGUAGAGGAACCUUCUGCUUUUGACAGGCAGGCUUGGAGAUUUGAACCUAUUACUUUACUGUCAAAUAUUUGAAUGUAAAUAAACCAUGCCUGCCUUAAGACAUCUCAGAUACCUGGAGCUGAUUUCAUGUGUGCAGAGAUCAACCUAUAUGAUCAACAGUAGUGUGGCAGCUGACAGGAACAUAGUGUAGUUGUGCUAGAGAUCGGUUGCUUAAAUAGACACUGGAAGAAUACAUGCUUAAUGAUGGUGAUGCUUUGCUCCAUUAAAACAAGACAAAACCACAUUAUUUGGUCUGGUGACUGAUGUUGUGUACAAGGUACUUGUGAAAAUAAUGUAAUUAUGUAAACAGUACAGAACAACGAUGAGACUAAGGAGUUAGUCCUUGACCUUUAUUACUGCAUGUGUCACAUAAUAAACAACUCCUAAAAAAAGCAAA
Coregonus clupeaformis (lake whitefish) is the source of this 1961-nucleotide messenger RNA. RefSeq lists its product as uncharacterized. The record is from RefSeq and is a predicted model, not a curated record. NCBI's taxonomy places the organism in Eukaryota, Metazoa, Chordata, Actinopteri, Salmoniformes, Salmonidae. The transcript is spliced from 4 exons. The coding region runs from base 165 to 1367 and encodes 400 amino acids.